AUGUACACUGGAGCAAAGUUACAUCUGAACAUCUCAGAGGCUCUACCAUGGAUACGUAGACAUCGUCACAUGUUCGCUACGGACAUCAUCAAAAUGGACAGACCGAUUCAGAUUCACAAGGAUGACUGGGAGUUACAGCGGAUACUCUGGAUGGACAAUCAGCUCAAUGAGGUGCCAUAUCAUUCAACAACGGGCACUUACGGGACGAAGGUCGCACCAUUCUCAGCCGUACGGACCUUGUUACAAUUAACAGAAGACGAAGGACAUAGUUUCCCACUGGCUGUGCCGGUGAUCACUCACGGCAGGUAUGUCACUGAUAUAUUUGGUGGUGCAGAUACAAUACAACAAUUGCAGGAGGUCGCACAGCAACUAAGGGGCCUCUGCAUGGCGGGCGGCUUCCCACUAGCAAAAUGGCAUGCAACUCAUCUCAACAUACUCAAGACUGUCACCGACAGCGAAGACCAAGGCUUACCAAUCACAUUCGACGAUUGCGCAACCAAGAUACUCGGACUAAAAUGGCUCCCUCAAGAAGAUACAUUUGCAUUCUCAACGAGAAGCUCACGCAAGGAAGGCAGGCUCACAAAACGCCUCGUUUUAUCUGAAGUGGCUCAGAUAUUCGAUCCACUUGGCUUUGCAUCACCCGUCGUGAUCAAGGCCAAAAUUCUCUUGCAGGAGCUGUGGCUGCACAAGCUCCAAUGGGAUGACCCACUGCCAUCCCAGCUCUCAGCCCGGUGGCUCAUCAUCAGAGAAGAAUUCACAAGCCUGGCCAGGCUCUCAAUACCUCGGUGGCUCAAUACGUGGAGCGACUCGCAAGUGGAACUUCAUGGAUUCUCUGAUGCUUCUCAAUUGGCAAUGGCUGCAGUCAUAUACAUAUCCGUUCACGGCUCAAACGGCGCCACGUUCUCACUUGUGUGCUCCAAGAAUAAGGUAGCACCUCUCCAGCGGCUCUCAAUCCCGCGACUUGAAUUCAAGAGUGAUCUACUGCUCUCUCGACUCAUGCAAUACGUCAAAGCCACUUUAAACAUGGACGUAACGGCAAACCAUAUGUGGACGGACUCUCGAGUGACACUUUCGUGGAUCAGAUCUCAUGCAUCACGCUGGAAGGAUUUCGUCAGGAACAGGGUGGCUCAAAUUCAAGAACUCACUCCAGCCGCUCACUGGAGAUACAUUCCUGGAACUUCUAAUCCGGCUGACUGCGCAUCACGAGGCCUCACAACUGCUCAGCUUCAAAACCACGCACUUUGGUGGACGGGACCACCAUGGAUACUCAAACCAGACUCAUGGCCGUCGCAACCUGCACUCUCUGACGAGAUGAGUGCAACAGAAGCUCGCCCAGGCGUUUCGCUACUGACGGUUACGCCAAGGACUGAAUAUCAAUGGGAACUCAUCUACAGAUUCGUCUCACGGUUGAGGAAAGUCCACGACUCAUGGCCUGUCAGCCACAUCUCUCCGGAAACCUUGGAGAGAGCGCGGCUCUUCUGGAUUCAGGCCACUCAAGCAACGUACUUCUCGCACGAGCUGAAGACAUUACAGGCAGACUCACCGUUGGCAAAGGCACACGCGUUCAACAGAUUGACUGCGUACAUCGACGCCCAAGGAGUUAUUCGCGUCGGCGGACGACUCGCUCAAGCAGCUCUCUCAUUCGACGCGAUACACCCUGUAACACUGCCUCGUCACUGUCAGCUGUCGUCAGUGAUCAUCGCUCACGCUCAUCAACGGACUCUACAUGGAGGCACGCAGCUCACGCUGUCACACAUCCGACAACGAUACUGGAUUCUAGGCGGGAGGGCUCCUGUCAAGUCUCACAUCCUGCGGUGUGUCACGUGUGCUCGUCAGAGGGGGAUCCGUGCUCAUCAAUUGAUGGGCCAACUACCUCUCUCUCGAGUUACGCAGGCACGACCGUUCACUCAUACAGGUGUGGACUACGCAGGGCCGCUCACCGUCAAAACAUGGAAAGGAAGAGGUGCCAAAACAACAAAGGGCUGGAUUUGCGUUUUCGUCUGCUUCUCGACCUCAGCAGUACAUCUAGAGGCGAUCAGCGAUUACUCAACGGAGGGAUUCACUGCCGCCUGUCGACGCUUCUCAUCCAGACGCGGCAUUGCUCACACCUUACACUCAGACUGCGGCACCAAUUUCAUCGGUGCGGAUGCAGCUCUCAAAAGGCUGUUUAUCCAGUGCACUCAGGAACAUCAGCGAGUUUCUCACCUGCUCUCGCAAGAUAACACCCGAUGGGAAUUUAAUCCCCCAGCGACACCGCACAUGGGAGGAAAAUGGGAGGCCGUCGUAAAAUCCAUCAAGUACCACCUACGGCGGACCAUUGGAGAAAGCGUGCUCACCUUUGAGGAGCUCACCACAUUGCUCACUCAAAUUGAAGCAAUUCUCAACUCGCGCCCGCUCGAACCAUUGAGUGACGACGCGGAUGACAUCGCAGCACUCACGCCAGGCCACUUCCUCGUAGGAAGUCCGCUCACCGCAAUACCAGAGCCCUCACUCACCGACCUGGCAAUCUCAAGACUCUCUCGAUGGCAGCUCAUCCAGCAGAAGACACAACAUUUCUGGACACACUGGGCAGCGCAUUACCUGCAACGUCAACAAGCCAUCUCAAAGUGGCACCACAGGAACAACGAGAUCAAGAUAGGAUCAUUGGUGCUCAUCACCGACGAGCGGCUACCGCCAUGCAAAUGGCCGCUAGCCCGGAUCACAGCUCUACAUCCUGGGAAGGAUGGUCUCGUGCGGGUGGUGACCCUGAAGACAGCCACUACCACUCUCAUCCGACCAAUUGUCAAGCUCGCCGUCCUGCCAAUCUCAUCAUAG
This is a messenger RNA of Vollenhovia emeryi, 2814 nucleotides long. RefSeq lists its product as uncharacterized. Gene Ontology annotation, biological process: DNA integration. Bases 1 to 2814 code for a protein of 937 amino acids. The record is from RefSeq and is a predicted model, not a curated record. The transcript is spliced from 2 exons. NCBI's taxonomy places the organism in Eukaryota, Metazoa, Arthropoda, Insecta, Hymenoptera, Formicidae. Gene Ontology annotation, molecular function: nucleic acid binding.